Scleropages formosus (Asian bonytongue) is the source of this 802-nucleotide messenger RNA. RefSeq names its product claudin 18 (gene cldn18). Bases 1 to 738 code for a protein of 245 amino acids. NCBI's taxonomy places the organism in Eukaryota, Metazoa, Chordata, Actinopteri, Osteoglossiformes, Osteoglossidae. Gene Ontology annotation, cellular component: bicellular tight junction; membrane. The transcript has 5 exons. Gene Ontology annotation, molecular function: structural molecule activity. The record is from RefSeq and is a predicted model, not a curated record.
AUGGCCGCCACCUUGCUGCAGACUGCCGGCUUCGUCCUGGGCCUGCUGGGGGUGGCCGCCCUCAUCGCCGCUACGGGCAUGAACAACUGGAGCAGCCAGGACCGCCAAGGCGACGUGGUCACCUCCGUGUACACGUACAAGGGGCUGUGGCAGACCUGCGAGGUGGGAACCUCGGGCUUCACCGAGUGCCGGCCCUUCUACACCAUCAUCGGCCUGCCAGCCACCUUCCAGGCGGUGAGAGCCCUGAUGAUAGUGGGCAUCGUUCUGGGGGCCAUCGGUGUGCUGAUCUCCAUAUGCUCCCUCAAGUGCAUCAAGAUGGGCUCUACGGAGGAUGGCGUCAAGGCCAACAUGACCCUCACGGCCGGGGUUAUGCUCAUUGUCGCAGGAAUAUGUGGCAUUGCUGGGGCAUCAGUCUAUGCCAAUCAGAUUGUGUCCAGUUACAUGACAACCACAUACACCAGUCAGACGGGAGGACUCAAUCAGAUGGGCGGGUUCAACGGCAUGGGCGCCAUUGGCGGAAAUCUCACCCCCACCUACACGUUUGGACCCGCCCUUUUCAUAGCAUGGGUGGGCGGGGCUGUGCUGUUAAUAGGCGGAGGGUUGAAGUGCGUCGCCUUCAAAGGGCUGAGGCCGGAGAAGUCACACUACAAUGCUACCUACAAGGCUGCGAUCCAGAAGCAGCCCGUCUACGACGAGUCCCGCACAGAAGACGGCAGGCGGGACAAGCAAUAUGUAUAAGUCCUGUCCACACAAGGACGGACACAUUUACACCUAAAGCCUGGAUUGUCCCACAGAGUUCUGU